This is a messenger RNA of Callithrix jacchus (white-tufted-ear marmoset), 15538 nucleotides long. RefSeq names its product MYC binding protein 2 (gene MYCBP2). Gene Ontology annotation, molecular function: ubiquitin protein ligase activity. Lineage: Eukaryota; Metazoa; Chordata; Mammalia; Primates; Cebidae. The record is from RefSeq and is a predicted model, not a curated record. Gene Ontology annotation, cellular component: plasma membrane; nucleus. Gene Ontology annotation, biological process: axon guidance; regulation of synaptic assembly at neuromuscular junction.
GGCCGGCAGCUUCCCAUUGCGGGUAGCCCAGGCGGUGGUAGCGGUGGUGGCGGCGGCAGUGGCGGCACCGCCUCCUCCUCACACUCCCGGGGUGGCGGGGUUAGAUGAGCGGCCCCAGUAGCGGCGAGGGCGGCGCGGGGGGGAGGAGGAGAAGAAGGAGGAGAAGAAGGAGGUCGCUGUCUUUGUAGUCUCCCUACUGCGGGAGCCGGAGGCCGCCGCUGGAGCAGUCGUCGUUGGAAAAGGACUGUGUGUGCGCGCGCGUGUCUGCCCGCCCGGCCCGCGGGGACGAGGCGGCGGCGGCGGCGAGGAUGAUGAUGUGCGCAGCGACUGCCUCCCCCGCCGCCGCCGCCUCCUCGGGGCUCGGCGGGGACGGAUUCUACCCAGCCGCCACCUUCUCUUCUUCCCCGGCGCCGGGGGCGCUGUUCAUGACGGUUCCCGACGGCUCCGUGGCUGCUGCGGGGCUGGGGCUGCCCGCCGCGGACUCCCGGGGUCACUACCAGCUGCUGCUGUCAGGCCGGGCCCUGGCCGACCGCUAUCGGAGGAUUUACACAGCUGCGCUCAAUGACAGGGACCAGGGGGUCGGCCUCGCUGGACACCCAGCCUCCAGGAAUAAGAAAAUUUUAAAUAAGAAGAAGUUGAAAAGAAAACAGAAGAGCAAAUCAAAAGUGAAGGCAAGAAGCAAGUCUGAAAACUUGGAGAAUACAGUAAUCAUACCAGAUAUCAAACUACAUAGCAAUCCUUCUGCUUUCAAUAUUUACUGUAAUGUACGUCAUUGCGUUCUGGAAUGGCAGAAAAAGGAAAUAUCGUUGGCAGCUGCAUCUAAGAACUCUGUGCAGAGUGGAGAAUCAGAUAGUGAUGAAGAAGAGGAAUCCAAAGAGCCCCCUAUCAAGCUUCCAAAGAUUAUUGAGGUUGGCCUUUGUGAAGUUUUUGAAUUGAUCAAGGAGACACGGUUUUCUCAUCCAUCCCUGUGUCUCAGGAGUCUCCAAGCCCUGCUCAACGUGCUACAGGGCCAGCAACCAGAAGGCCUCCAGUCUGAGCCACCCGAGGUCCUAGAGUCUCUCUUCCAGCUUCUUUUGGAAAUCACUGUUCGAAGUACUGGGAUGAAUGACAGCACAGGACAGUCCUUAACAGCACUUUCCUGCGCUUGCCUCUUUAGUCUGGUGGCUUCUUGGGGAGAAACAGGAAGGACACUUCAGGCCAUCUCUGCUAUCCUCACCAACAAUGGAAGCCAUGCUUGCCAAACUAUUCAGGUGCCAACAAUUCUAAAUUCGCUACAGAGAAGCGUACAAGCAGUUUUGGUGGGAAAAAUUCAAAUUCAAGACUGGUUUAGUAAUGGCAUUAAGAAAGCAGCUUUAAUGCACAAGUGGCCAUUAAAAGAAAUAUCUGUUGAUGAAGAUGACCAAUGUCUACUUCAGAAUGAUGGAUUUUUUCUUUAUCUGUUAUGCAAGGAUGGAUUAUAUAAAAUAGGCUCUGGAUACAGUGGAACAGUUAGGGGCCAUAUAUACAAUUCCACAUCCCGCAUCAGAAACAGAAAAGAAAAAAAGUCUUGGUUAGGGUAUGCUCAGGGUUAUUUAUUAUAUAGAGAUGUGAAUAACCACAGCAUGACAGCCAUAAGGAUAAGCCCUGAAACACUGGAGCAAGAUGGUACUGUAAUGUUACCAGAUUGCCACACUGAAGGUCAAAAUAUUUUAUUCACUGAUGGAGAAUAUAUUAAUCAGAUAGCUGCUUCAAGAGAUGAUGGCUUUGUUGUCAGAAUAUUUGCCACAAGCACUGAACCUGUUCUGCAACAAGAAUUACAACUUAAACUGGCCAGAAAAUGCUUACAUGCCUGUGGUAUCUCUUUAUUCGAUCUGGAAAAGGACUUGCAUAUUAUAAGUACAGGAUUUGAUGAGGAGUCAGCAAUUCUUGGUGCAGGACGAGAGUUUGCGCUAAUGAAAACAGCAAAUGGAAAGAUAUAUUACACUGGCAAAUACCAGAGUCUUGGAAUCAAACAAGGUGGUCCUUCUGCAGGAAAAUGGGUUGAGCUACCAAUUACAAAAUCUCCAAAGAUAGUACACUUCUCAGUUGGACAUGAUGGCUCUCAUGCCCUUUUAGUUGCAGAAGAUGGGAGCAUAUUCUUUACGGGAUCUGCUAGUAAAGGAGAAGAUGGAGAAUCAACUAAGAGCAGACGGCAAUCAAAACCCUAUAAACCUAAAAAGAUCAUUAAGAUGGAAGGAAAGAUUGUGGUAUAUACAGCUUGCAAUAAUGGAAGUAGUUCUGUGAUUUCUAAAGAUGGAGAACUUUACAUGUUUGGAAAAGAUGCCAUUUACUCUGAUAGUUCAAGUUUGGUAACUGAUUUGAAGGGCCAUUUUGUAACUCAGGUAGCUAUGGGCAAAGCUCAUACUUGUGUUUUAAUGAAGAAUGGAGAAGUGUGGACAUUUGGUGUAAAUAAUAAAGGACAGUGUGGACGAGACACUGGUGCCAUGAACCAAGGUGGGAAAGGGUUUGGAGUUGAAAAUAUGGCGACAGCAAUGGAUGAAGACCUAGAAGAAGAACUAGAUGAAAAAGAUGAGAAGUCCAUGAUGUGCCCUCCAGGCAUGCACAAAUGGAAGCUGGAGCAGUGCAUGGUUUGCACUGUCUGUGGAGACUGUACAGGUUAUGGAGCCAGCUGUGUCAGUAGUGGACGGCCAGACAGAGUCCCCGGGGGGAUCUGUGGUUGUGGUUCUGGAGAAUCUGGUUGUGCUGUGUGUGGAUGUUGCAAGGCUUGUGCAAGAGAAUUGGAUGGUCAAGAGGCAAGACAAAGAGGAAUUCUUGAUGCAGUGAAAGAAAUGAUACCUUUAGAUCUUCUUUUAGCUGUCCCAGUGCCUGGGGUUAACAUUGAAGAACACCUUCAGUUACGACAAGAAGAAAAACGGCAACGUGUAAUCAGAAGACACAGAUUAGAGGAAGGAAGAGGCCCCCUUGUAUUUGCUGGUCCUAUUUUUAUGAACCAUCGAGAACAGGCUCUAGCCAGACUCAGAUCCCAUCCAGCACAGCUAAAGCAUAAACGGGACAAGCACAAAGAUGGAAGUGGAGAAAGAGGAGAAAAGGAUGCAAGCAAAAUCACAACGUACCCUCCAGGCUCUGUGCGAUUUGACUGUGAGCUCCGGGCAGUCCAAGUCAGCUGUGGAUUUCACCAUUCAGUGGUUUUAAUGGAAAACGGAGAUGUCUAUACAUUUGGUUAUGGGCAGCAUGGGCAGCUAGGACAUGGAGAUGUCAACUCCAGGGGAUGUCCCACACUUGUUCAAGCAUUGCCAGGCCCUAGCACACAAGUCACUGCAGGCAGCAACCAUACGGCAGUACUUUUAAUGGAUGGACAGGUCUUCACAUUUGGAAGUUUUUCUAAAGGACAACUGGGCAGACCAAUUUUGGAUGUGCCAUAUUGGAAUGCAAAGCCAGCUCCCAUGCCUAACAUUGGAUCAAAAUAUGGAAGAAAAGCUACUUGGAUAGGUGCAAGUGGGGACCAGACUUUCUUACGAAUUGAUGAAGCACUUAUUAAUUCUCAUGUACUUGCUACAUCAGAAAUUUUUGCCAGUAAACACAUAAUAGGCCUGGUACCUGCUUCUAUAUCAGAACCUCCUCCAUUUAAAUGCCUUCUGAUAAAUAAAGUAGAUGGGAGUUGUAAAACUUUUAAUGACUCAGAACAAGAGGAUCUGCAAGGAUUUGGUGUGUGUCUUGAUCCUGUUUAUGAUGUAAUUUGGAGGUUUCGACCAAAUACUAGAGAACUGUGGUGUUACAAUGCAGUGGUGGCUGAUGCCAGACUUCCCUCUGCAGCAGACAUGCAGUCCAGAUGUAGUAUUCUAAGUCCUGAGCUUGCCUUACCAACAGGAUCAAGGGCACUCACUACUCGAUCUCAUGCAGCUUUGCACAUUUUAGGUUGUCUUGAUACCUUGGCUGCUAUGCAGGAUUUAAAAAUGGGUGUUGCAAGUACAGAGGAAGAGACUCAAGCAGUAAUGAAGGUUUAUUCUAAAGAAGAUUACAGUGUGGUAAACAGGUUUGAAAGUCAUGGAGGAGGCUGGGGUUAUUCUGCCCAUUCGGUAGAAGCUAUACGUUUUAGUGCCGACACUGAUAUUUUACUUGGUGGUCUUGGUCUGUUUGGAGGUAGAGGAGAAUAUACUGCUAAAAUUAAGCUAUUUGAAUUGGGUCCUGAUGGAGGAGAUCAUGAAACUGAUGGUGACCUUCUUGCAGAGACUGAUGUAUUGGCUUAUGACUGUGCUGCUAGACGAAGUCUCACUCUGUCACCCAGGCUGGAGUGCAGUGGCGCAAUCUCGGCUCCCUGCACCCUCCACCUCCUAGGUUCAAGUGAAUUCUCCUGCCUCAGCCUCUCAAGUAGCUGGAACUACAGAGAAAAAUAUGCAAUGAUGUUUGAUGAGCCUGUUCUCCUGCAAGCUGGGUGGUGGUAUGUAGCAUGGGCCCGAGUGUCAGGACCCAGCAGUGACUGUGGAUCUCAUGGACAGGCGUCUAUUACCACAGAUGAUGGGGUUGUUUUCCAGUUCAAGAGUUCAAAGAAAUCAAAUAAUGGUACAGAUGUUAAUGCUGGUCAGAUACCUCAGUUAUUAUACAGACUUCCAACCAGUGAUGGCAGUGCUUCAAAAGGCAAGCAGCAAACCAGUGAACCAGUACACAUUUUAAAGAGGUCAUUUGCAAGAACUGUCUCAGUGGAAUGUUUUGAGUCAUUGUUGAGUAUUCUUCACUGGAGCUGGACCACCUUAGUCUUAGGAGUUGAAGAACUUAGAGGAUUAAAAGGAUUCCAGUUCACAGCUACACUUCUAGAUUUAGAGAGACUGCGCUUUGUGGGUACCUGUUGUCUGAGGUUAUUGCGUGUCUAUACCUGUGAAAUUUACCCAGUGUCAGCUACAGGAAAGGCAGUUGUAGAAGAAACAAGCAAAUUAGCAGAGUGUAUUGGAAAAACCAGAACUUUGUUAAGAAAAAUUUUAUCAGAAGGAGUUGAUCACUGCAUGGUGAAAUUGGAUAAUGAUCCUCAAGGAUAUCUCAGUCAACCCUUGAGUCUCCUAGAAGCUGUCCUUCAGGAGUGUCAUAAUACUUUCACCGCCUGCUUUCAUUCUUUCUACCCAACUCCUGCCUUACAAUGGGCUUGCCUUUGUGAUCUGCUGAAUUGUUUGGAUCAGGAUAUCCAAGAAGCAAACUUCAAGACAUCAAGUAGCCGACUCCUUGCAGCCGUUAUGUCAGCUCUGUGUCACACGUCUGUUAAGCUGACUUCCAUCUUCCCGAUUGCAUAUGAUGGAGAAGUACUGCUACGAUCAAUUGUUAAACAAGUUAGCACAGAGAACGACUCAACAUUAGUUCAUCGUUUUCCCCUUUUGGUGGCACAUAUGGAAAAACUCAGCCAGAGUGAAGAGAAUAUCUCAGGGAUGACAAGCUUCCGUGAAGUUCUGGAGAAAAUGCUGGUCAUUGUUGUGCUACCAGUCAGGAACAGCCUGAGGAGAGAAAAUGAACUCUUCUCCUCCCACCUUGUCUCUAACACCUGUGGAUUACUGGCCAGCAUUGUCAGUGAACUUACAGCGUCAGCCCUGGGAUCUGAGGUUGAUGGACUUAAUUCUCUUCACUCUGUAAAAGCUAGCGCUAACCGAUUUACAAAAACAAGUCAGGGCAGAAGUUGGAACACUGGGAACGGGUCCCCUGAUGCAAUCUGUUUUUCAGUAGACAAACCUGGAGUAGUUGUGGUUGGUUUCUCUGUCUAUGGAGGAGGUGGAAUUCAUGAAUAUGAAUUAGAAGUGUUGGUUGAUGAUAGUGAACAUGCAGGAGAUUCAACUCAUUCCCACAGAUGGACAUCUCUGGAAUUAGUUAAAGGAACUUACACAACAGAUGACUCACCCAGUGAUAUAGCUGAAAUCAGACUUGACAAAGUGGUUCCUUUAAAGGAAAAUGUUAAAUAUGCUGUGCGCUUGAGGAACUAUGGAAGCCGUACAGCCAACGGAGAUGGGGGAAUGACCACCGUUCAGUGCCCUGAUGGUGUGACGUUCACAUUCAGCACAUGCAGCUUGAGCAGUAACGGCACAAACCAAACCAGAGGACAGAUCCCACAGAUACUCUACUAUAGGAGUGAAUUUGAUGGAGAUUUACAAUCCCAACUUCUGAGUAAAGCCAAUGAAGAAGAUAAAAACUGUAGCAGAGCGCUGUCGGUGGUAAGCACUGUGGUUCGGGCCUCAAAGGACCUCCUGCACAGAGCUCUUGCUGUGGAUGCUGAUGACAUUCCAGAACUACUUAGUUCUUCCAGCCUGUUUUCCAUGCUGCUUCCUCUUAUUAUAGCAUACAUAGGACCAGUAGCUGCUGCUAUUCCCAAGGUGGCUGUAGAAGUCUUUGGCCUUGUGCAACAAUUGCUUCCAUCAGUUGCCAUUUUGAAUCAGAAGUAUGCACCCCCUGCCUUCAACCCUAAUCAGUCAACAGAUAGCACCACAGGAAACCAGCCUGAACAGGGUCUCUCUGCUUGUACAACCUCCAGUCACUAUGCUGUCAUAGAGAGUGAGCACCCAUAUAAACCUGCCUGUGUGAUGCACUACAAGGUGACAUUCCCAGAAUGUGUAAGGUGGAUGACAAUAGAAUUCGACCCUCAGUGUGGCACUGCACAGUCAGAAGAUGUCCUUCGUUUGUUGAUUCCUGUCAGAACUGUUCAGAAUUCAGGAUAUGGACCGAAAUUGACAUCUGUUCAUGAAAAUCUUAAUUCAUGGAUAGAAUUAAAGAAAUUUUCAGGAUCCUCUGGGUGGCCUACUAUGGUUUUGGUGUUGCCAGGAAAUGAGGCCCUUUUUUCAUUGGAAACUGCAUCAGAUUAUGUGAAAGAUGACAAAGCUUCUUUCUAUGGUUUUAAGUGUUUUGCAAUUGGAUAUGAAUUUAGCCCUGGACCUGAUGAGGGAGUCAUCCAGUUGGAAAAAGAAUUAGCCAAUCUUGGUGGGGUUUGUGCGGCAGCUCUGAUGAAGAAGGACCUAGCACUUCCUAUUGGUAACGAAUUAGAGGAAGAUCUUGAAAUUCUCGAGGAGGCUGCAUUACAGGUGUGCAAAACCCAUUCUGGCAUUCUUGGAAGGGGUUUAGCUCUUUCUCAUUCACCAACUAUAUUAGAAGCACUUGAGGGAAGUUUACCACUCCAAAUCCAAAGCAAUGAACAGUCUUUUCUGGAUGAUUUUAUUGCCUGUGUCCCAGGAUCAAGUGGUGGAAGGCUUGCAAGGUGGCUUCAGCCAGAUUCAUAUGCUGAUCCUCAGAAAACAUCUUUGAUCCUGAAUAAAGAUGAUAUUCGUUGUGGUUGGCCUACCACCAUAACCGUUCAAACGAAAGACCAGUAUGGGGAUGUGGUACAUGUUCCCAAUAUGAAGGUGGAAGUGAAAGCUGUCCCUGUUUCUCAGAAAAAAACGUCUUUACAGCAAGAUCAAGUAAAGAAACCUCAAAGGAUUCCUGGCAGUCCUGCAGUAACAACUGCACCUCCUAAUACUGACAUGACUUUUGGAGGGCUGGCAUCACCAAAGCUAGAUGUUUCAUAUGAACCAAUGAUAGUGAAGGAAGCUCGAUAUAUUGCCAUUACAAUGAUGAAGGUUUAUGAAAAUUAUUCAUUUGAAGAACUACGUUUUGCAUCACCAACUCCUAAGAGACCCAGUGAGAAUAUGCUGAUCCGUGUCAAUAAUGAUGGGACUUACUGUGCAAAUUGGACUCCAGGGGCUAUUGGACUCUACACUAUUCAUGUUACCAUUGAUGGCAUUGAAAUUGAUGCUGGUCUGGAAGUAAAAGUAAAAGACCCACCAAAAGGGAUGAUACCACCAGGAACUCAGCUGGUCAAACCAAAGACUGAACCUCAGCCUAAUAAGGUCCGAAAAUUUGUGGCCAAGGACAGUGCAGGGCUUCGCAUCCGUAGCCACCCUUCCUUGCAGAGUGAGCAGAUAGGCAUAGUGAAAGUCAAUGGAACUAUCACUUUUAUUGAUGAGAUCCAUAAUGAUGAUGGUGUGUGGCUAAGGCUGAAUGAUGAGACAAUAAAGAAGUAUGUGCCUAACAUGAAUGGUUACACUGAAGCCUGGUGCCUGUCUUUUAAUCAACAUCUUGGCAAGAGUCUUCUGGUCCCUGUUGACAAUAUCUUUAAUGCUAGCCAAGGAGUCAGGGAUUUGGACGUAUUUUCAUGGACUUCCAAAGCUUUUUUCCCUCAGGAAUCUAAAACUAAUACUGAUGACUUUUUCAAAGACAUAAACUCCUGCUGCCCACAGGAAGCAACAAUGCAAGAACAAGAUAUGCCAUUUUUGCGAGGAGGGCCAGGCAUGUACAAGGUAGUGAAGACGGGACCUUCAGGUCACAACAUCAGAAGCUGCCCUAACCUUAGAGGUAUCCCAAUUGGAAUGUUAGUUCUGGGAAACAAAGUCAAAGCAGUGGGAGAGGUAACCAAUUCUGAAGGGACGUGGGUGCAACUGGAUCAGAACAGCAUGGUAGAGUUCUGUGAGAGUGAUGAAGGAGAGGCAUGGUCCUUAGCUAGAGACAGAGGCGGAAACCAGUACCUCCGACAUGAAGAUGAACAAGUUCUUCUGGAUCAGAAUUCUCAAACUCCUCCUCCAAGCCCUUUCUCAGUGCAAGCUUUUAAUAAAGGGGCAAGUUGCAGUGCCCAAGGAUUUGAUUAUGGACUCGGAAAUAACAAAGUUUUGACUGUUUUACCUACUGCAGGUGACCAACUGAGUGCCAUAUUGAAUUCCAUUCAGUCACGACCCAAUCUCCCAGCUCCUUCCAUCUUUGAUCAAGCUGCAAAACCUCCCUCUUCCCUAGUACACAGCCCAUUUGUGUUCGGACAGCCCCUUUCCUUCCAGCAGCCUCAGCUUCAGAAAUCUCCAUCUCGCAACCUUGCUUCUCGUGAGCGCAUUUACAAAAAUUAUGGUGUAGCUGGGCCUGCCUCUGCUCUCUCAUCUCUGUCUCACAAACUGAAGGGUGAUCGAGGAAACAUCUCAACAUCUUCUAGACCAGCCUCUACAUCAGGAAAAUCAGAGCUGUCCUCUAAACACAGCAGAUCACUUAAACCUGAUGGACGUAUGAGCCGGACUACUGCUGAUCAGAAGAAGCCAAGGGGCACAGAAGGUUUAUCUGCUAGUGAAUCCCUCAUCUUAAAAUCUGAUGCUGCAAAGUUGAGGUCAGAUUCCCACAGUAGGUCACUGUCCCCCAACCAUAACACCUUGCAGACAUUGAAAUCUGAUGGGAGGAUGUCUUCUAGCUCCAGAGCUGAAUCCCCAGGACCAGGUUCUCGCUUGUCAUCUCCUAAGCCAAAGACUCUCCCAGCCAAUAGGUCUAGCCCAUCCGGUGCUAGUUCUCCACGCUCCUCCUCACCACAUGAUAAAAAUCUACCUCAAAAAAGCACUGCUCCUGUUAAGACAAAACUUGAUCCUCCUCGUGAACGUUCCAAAUCAGACUCUUAUACACUUGAUCCAGAUACCCUCCGCAAGAAGAAAAUGCCCCUCACAGAACCUUUGAGGGGACGGUCAACGUCACCAAAACCAAAAUCAGUACCAAAGGAUUCUAAAGAUUCCCCUGGAUCUGAAAAUAGAGCUCCCUCUCCCCAUGUGGUACAGGAAAACCUCCACAGUGAGGUGGUCGAAGUCUGCACCUCAAGUACGUUAAAAACAAAUAGUCUAACAGACAGCACCUGUGAUGACAGCAGUGAAUUUAAGAGUGUGGAUGAAGGUUCAAAUAAAGUUCAUUUUAGCAUUGGAAAAGCACCGCUGAAAGAUGAACAGGAAAUGAGAGCAUCCCCCAAAAUAAGUCGGAAAUGUGCAAAUAGACACACCAGGCCCAAAAAAGAAAAGUCAAGUUUUCUCUUCAAAGGAGAGGGAUCCAAGCCUUUAGAACCAGCGAAGCAAGCUAUGUCUCCUUCUGUGGCCGAAUGUGCCAGAGCCGUGUUCGCAUCGUUCCUCUGGCAUGAAGGCAUAGUACAUGAUGCAAUGGCUUGUUCUUCUUUCCUGAAGUUCCAUCCUGAACUUUCCAAAGAGCAUGCUCCUAUAAGGAGUAGUUUAAAUAGCCAACAGCCUACAGAGGAAAAAGAAACCAAGUUAAAAAAUAGACACUCAUUAGAAAUAUCAUCUGCACUGAAUAUGUUUAAUAUUGCACCCCAUGGACCAGAUAUAUCUAAGAUGGGUAGUAUCAACAAAAACAAGGUGUUGUCCAUGCUUAAGGAACCACCUCUGCAUGAAAAAUGUGAGGAUGGGAAAACCGAGAGCACUUUUGAAAUGUCCAUGCAUCAUACAAUGAAGUCUAAAUCUCCUCUUCCCUUAACUUUGCAACAUUUAGUGGCUUUUUGGGAAGACAUCUCUUUGGCUACUAUCAAAGCUGCUUCCCAGAAUAUGAUUUUUCCAAGUCCUGGUUCCUGUGCAGUUCUUAAAAAGAAAGAAUGUGAGAAAGAGAAUAAGAAGGCCAAAAAGGAAAAAAAGAAAAAAGAAAAGGCAGAAGUUAGGCCCAGGGGUAAUUUGUUUGGAGAGAUGGCCCAGCUGGCAGUGGGAGGACCAGAGAAAGAUACCAUCUGUGAACUCUGUGGGGAGUCACAUCCGUACCCGGUGACCUAUCACAUGAGACAAGCCCACCCAGGUUGUGGCCGGUAUGCUGGUGGACAAGGAUAUAAUAGUAUUGGGCAUUUUUGUGGAGGAUGGGCUGGUAACUGUGGUGAUGGUGGCAUAGGAGGAAGCACGUGGUACCUGGUAUGUGAUCGUUGUAGAGAAAAAUACCUCCGUGAAAAACAGGCUGCUGCAAGGGAGAAGGUCAAACAAUCCAGGAGGAAACCAAUGCAAGUCAAGACCCCCCGUGCCUUGCCCACCAUGGAAGCUCACCAAGUGAUUAAAGCCAACGCACUCUUCCUGCUGUCCCUGAGCAGCGCAGCAGAACCAAGCAUUCUGUGUUACCAUCCUGCAAAGCCGUUCCAAUCUCAGUUGCCCAGCGUGAAAGAAGGCAUUUCUGAGGAUCUGCCUGUGAAAAUGCCCUGUCUCUACCUGCAGACAUUAGCUAGGCAUCAUCAUGAAAAUUUUGUGGGCUAUCAAGAUGACAACCUAUUCCAGGAUGAAAUGAGAUAUCUACGUUCAACAUCUGUACCUGCCCCGUAUAUAUCAGUAACUCCUGAUGCAAGUCCUAACGUAUUUGAGGAGCCAGAGAGCAAUAUGAAGUCUAUGCCACCAAGUUUAGAAACCAGUCCCAUAACUGAUACUGAUCUUGCAAAGAGAACUGUCUUCCAAAGAUCAUACUCAGUUGUUGCUUCUGAAUAUGAUAAACAGCACUCCAUUUUACCUGCACGAGUUAAAGCCAUUCCUAGAAGAAGAGUUAACAGUGGAGACACUGAAGUUGGUUCUUCCCUCUUGAGACAUCCGUCUCCUGAGCUUUCUCGGCUAAUCUCAGCCCACAGCUCUCUUUCUAAAGGAGAACGAAAUUUCCAGUGGCCAGUUUUAGCUUUUGUUAUACAACAUCAUGAUCUAGAAGGUCUUGAAAUAGCAAUGAAACAGGCCCUAAGGAAAUCUGCUUGUCGAGUUUUUGCUAUGGAGGCUUUCAACUGGCUUCUGUGUAAUGUCAUCCAAACCACGUCUCUCCAUGAUAUUCUGUGGCAUUUUGUGGCAUCACUGACUCCUGCACCAGUGGAACCAGAGGAAGAAGAAGAUGAAGAAAACAAAACAAACAAAGAAAAUUCAGAACAAGAGAAAGACACAAGAGUGUGUGAACAUCCGCUGUCCGACAUAGUGAUUGCCGGGGAAGCUGCUCAUCCUUUACCGCAUACCUUUCACCGCUUGCUUCAGACCAUCUCAGACCUUAUGAUGUCUCUCCCCAGUGGCAGCUCAUUACAGCAAAUGGCCCUGAGGUGCUGGAGUCUCAAAUUCAAGCAAUCUGAUCACCAGUUCCUUCAUCAGAGCAAUGUCUUUCAUCACAUUAACAAUAUUUUGUCAAAAUCAGAUGAUGGCGAUAGUGAAGAGAGUUUUAGCAUCAGUAUACAAUCUGGCUUUGAAGCUAUGAGUCAGGAAUUAUGCAUAGUAAUGUGCUUAAAGGACUUAACCAGCAUUGUUGACAUAAAAACAUCAAGCCGACCUGCCAUGAUUGGCAGUUUGACAGAUGGCUCCACAGAAACCUUUUGGGAAUCAGGAGAUGAAGAUAAAAACAAAACUAAGAACAUCACCAUCAACUGUGUAAAAGGAAUCAAUGCUCGCUAUGUGUCUGUUCACGUGGACAAUUCCCGAGAUCUUGGGAAUAAAGUUACCUCAAUGACCUUCUUAACUGGCAAAGCAGUAGAAGAUUUGUGCAGAAUAAAGCAGGUUGAUCUAGAUUCCAGGCACAUUGGCUGGGUAACAAGUGAACUUCCAGGAGGGGAUAAUCACAUCAUCAAAAUUGAAUUAAAAGGCCCAGAAAAUACACUGAGAGUUCGACAAGUCAAAGUCCUGGGCUGGAAAGAUGGUGAAAGCACAAAAAUAGCUGGCCAGAUUUCAGCCAGUGUGGCCCAACAGCGGAACUGUGAAGCUGAGACUCUGCGAGUAUUCAGACUUAUUACGUCUCAAGUAUUUGGAAAGCUCAUCUCCGGCGAUGCUGAACCUACACCAGAACAAGAGGAAAAAGCCCUAUUGUCAUCACCUGAAGGAGAAGAAAAAGUAUACAAUGCAACAUCAGAUGCUGACCUGAAAGAACAUAUGGUUGGAAUCAUAUUCAGCAGGAGUAAGCUGACUAACUUACAAAAACAGGUGUGUGCUCAUAUUGUCCAAGCUAUUCGCAUGGAAGCUACACGAGUCCGUGAAGAAUGGGAGCAUGCUAUAUCAAGCAAAGAAAAUGCCAAUUCUCAGCCAAAUGAUGAAGAUGCCUCCUCUGAUGCCUACUGCUUUGAGCUGCUCUCUAUGGUUUUAGCUCUGAGUGGCUCUAACGUUGGCCGGCAGUAUCUAGCUCAACAGCUAACUCUGCUUCAGGAUCUCUUCUCGCUGCUUCACACAGCCUCACCCAGAGUCCAGAGACAGGUAACCUCUUUACUAAGAAGAGUUUUGCCUGAAGUAACCCCUAGUCGUCUGGCCAGCAUCAUAGGAGUGAAAUCCCUCCCCCCAGCAGAUAUCAGUGAUAUCAUUCACUCAACAGAGAAAGGAGACUGGAAUAAGCUGGGUAUCUUGGACAUGUUUCUAGGAUGCAUUGCCAAAGCACUCACUGUACAGCUUAAAGCCAAAGGAACCACCAUCACAGGAACAGCUGGUACCACUGUGGGCAAAGGAGUUACAACAGUUACUCUUCCAAUGAUUUUCAAUUCCAGUUAUCUCCGACGAGGUGAAAGUCAUUGGUGGAUGAAGGGCUCAACUCCUACCCAGAUCUCAGAGAUCAUCAUUAAGCUUAUCAAGGAUAUGGCAGCAGGUCAUCUCUCAGAAGCUUGGUCCCGAGUAACAAAAAAUGCUAUUGCAGAAACCAUCAUUGCCUUGACCAAGAUGGAAGAAGAAUUUAGGUCUCCAGUGAGAUGUAUUGCAACAACUAGACUCUGGCUUGCUCUAGCAUCCCUGUGUGUUCUUGAUCAGGACCACGUAGAUCGUCUCUCCUCGGGGAGAUGGAUGGGAAAGGAUGGACAACAAAAACAAAUGCCUAUGUGUGAUAACCAUGAUGAUGGUGAAACUGCAGCAAUCAUUUUAUGCAACGUCUGUGGAAAUUUAUGUACAGACUGUGACAGAUUCCUUCAUCUUCAUCGAAGAACCAAAACUCAUCAAAGACAGGUCUUCAAAGAAGAAGAAGAAGCUAUAAAAGUUGACCUACAUGAAGGUUGUGGUAGAACCAAAUUGUUCUGGUUGAUGGCACUAGCAGAUUCUAAAACAAUGAAGGCGAUGGUAGAAUUCCGAGAACACACAGGCAAACCCACCACAAGUAGCUCAGAAGCAUGUCGCUUCUGUGGUUCCAGGAGUGGAACAGAGUUAUCUGCUGUUGGCAGUGUUUGUUCUGAUGCAGAUUGCCAGGAAUAUGCCAAGAUAGCCUGUAGUAAGACGCAUCCUUGUGGCCAUCCAUGCGGGGGUGUUAAAAACGAAGAGCACUGUCUGCCCUGUCUACAUGGCUGUGAUAAAAGUGCCACAACCCUGAAGCAAGAUGCCGAUGACAUGUGCAUGAUAUGUUUCACUGAAGCGCUCUCGGCAGCACCAGCCAUUCAGCUGGAUUGUAGUCACGUAUUCCACUUACAGUGCUGUCGGCGAGUUUUAGAAAAUCGAUGGCUUGGCCCAAGGAUAACAUUUGGAUUUAUAUCUUGUCCCAUUUGCAAGAACAAAAUAAAUCACAUAGUACUAAAAGACCUACUUGAUCCAAUAAAAGAACUCUAUGAGGAUGUCAGAAGAAAAGCCUUAAUGAGAUUGGAAUAUGAAGGUCUGCAUAAGAGUGAAGCUAUCACAACUCCUGGUGUGAGGUUUUAUAAUGACCCAGCUGGCUAUGCAAUGAACAGAUAUGCAUAUUAUGUGUGCUACAAGUGCAGAAAGGCAUAUUUUGGUGGCGAAGCUCGCUGCGAUGCUGAGGCUGGACAGGGGGAUGAUUAUGAUCCCAGAGAGCUCAUUUGCGGUGCCUGUUCUGAUGUGUCCAGGGCUCAGAUGUGUCCCAAACAUGGCACAGACUUUUUGGAAUAUAAAUGUCGCUACUGCUGUUCAGUGGCUGUCUUUUUCUGUUUUGGAACAACACAUUUUUGUAAUGCUUGUCAUGAUGAUUUUCAAAGAAUGACUAGCAUUCCUAAGGAAGAACUACCACACUGUCCUGCAGGUCCCAAAGGCAAGCAGUUAGAAGGAACCGAAUGUCCACUCCAUGUCGUUCACCCACCCACUGGGGAAGAGUUUGCUCUGGGAUGUGGAGUGUGCAGAAAUGCCCACACUUUUUAGAAAACUCAGAUCCUUUGUCUACAGAGAGAAAAGUUGUCUUCAUCCCCCAUGAGGAUGCGGUGAGGUUAAAACUCUGCUCAGGAUAAGGACGGGACCAUUUUUACAUCCAUGAAAAUGAACCAUUCACAGUGCAAGAAGGAUGCCAAAUACUUUGUACAUAAUUCUUGCUAUGAAAAGUUUCUCCAUUAUUUUCGUUUAUCUUCUUUUGAACAGAUGACAUCAACCUUGUGAGGUGUUUGCAUGUGGCCAUUACCGUCAUUGGCCUGUGAAGCAUUGGACAUUUAUAGAUAAUUGAUAUAAAAGAAUCGCCAUGUCAGUGGACUAAGAAUGAUGCUGGCUUUCAAGCAAAAAAAGAAAAAUAAUCAUUGUUUAUUGUAUACUGCCUUUUUGUAAUCCUGUACAAUUGCAUCACAGGUGGGGAUAAAAAAGAGGAAUAUUCUGGAUUAUUUCCUAGACUGUUAUUUAAAAAAAAAUUGUGUUAGGACAGCAUACAAAUGUAAUAAGUAUCACACUGUAUAUAAAGAUAUCAAUGUUUGUCCUGUAUAAGAAUUACUAAAUUACAAAUGCAGUUUCAUUUAAACUUCUAGGUUAAGUUUGAGCCUGAAAUUUUAAUGAAGUGCAAUACUGAGUGUGCCUCAUUAUCUUGCAGCUGUAAACAUAUUGGAAUGUACAUGUCAAUAAACCCACUGUACAUUUUUAUACAGUGAUAAAGUCUA